AUGAUAAGUAAUCUGAGAAGUUAGGAUAGUGUUUAAAUGUCUAUGAUGCAAUAGCCAUAUUCUUUCUAAAAUGUUUAUCAUAGCUUUGAUGGUAAUGAUUAGAGAAUAAAGGUAAAUUAAAAAUAAUAAUGUAGAUAAAUUAGCUCUAAAUUAUUUAACAUAAAUUCAUUAAGUGUCUAAACAAUCUCAUUAGACAUUAAAAUAAUAAAAAGAAAUCGAAUAUCAUUAUCUUGCCCAACCAAAAUAAUUAGCUAUAUGUAUAAAUGGCUUCUAAAAUAAUAGGUUAUCUUUUAGGACGAUAAAAUCUUAAGAAAAAUUAAAGUCCAAGAAUCUAAUGAUAGUACUUUCAUGUCAUUUCCUAGAAAUCAAUUUCCUCUUAUCUAAUGUAACAUUUAAAAAAAUGAAUAGAUUAACCUUAUCCUCAGUUUUAUGCGAAUUAUCCAUAAGAAUAGUAUCAAGCCUUGUAAUACUAAAUAACAAAUCCAAUCUUAUAAUCCUAAGAUAGAUUUUUAAGCUAACCAAAGCCAGUAUAAUCAAGUCAGCAUUUUCGAACUUCUGAUUUUUAGUUUUUUGGUUCUCAUGAUGAUUCUGAAUCUAUCGAACCUGAUUAAGCCGAAAAGGAUAGUAAAGAAUAAAAAAAUACUUAUUUUAAAUUAAAGAGUAAGAUCAAAAAAGGAAAAGUAAAUGAUACUAAAAAUAUCACUAAAAAUUUUUCUAAAGCAAUCAUUAGCUAUAUUAUAUAAAAUAAAGAUAUAGGAUUAAAAAUAAUGAAUUGUGAAUAAUUUGAAGAAUUUGUGAGUGUGUUAAAGGAUAAGAAGAAUCAAAUGACUAACAUUAAACAACUUAGAGAACUUUGGGUUGAAACUAAUUAAGAGAAAAGUCAACAAUUUAAUAAAGCAUUUCGAAUUUUUAGGUAAUAUAUAAUAUAAAAUAAUGUAUAGUGAAUAUUUUCUAAAACAAUAAUCAGUAUCCUACAUUUACAAUUCAAGAAUAGCAAACACCGGAUGGCAUCUAAAAUACAGAUAUAAUUUACUAAGAGCUCUUAAAGAACCAGAAAAUUUUAAAUAUAUAAAAGAUAUUUGA
Paramecium octaurelia is the source of this 1083-nucleotide messenger RNA. Lineage: Eukaryota; Ciliophora; Oligohymenophorea; Peniculida; Parameciidae. The record is from the annotation of a GenBank genome assembly.